Molecule: messenger RNA, 1935 nt
Organism: Helobdella robusta
Lineage: Eukaryota; Metazoa; Annelida; Clitellata; Rhynchobdellida; Glossiphoniidae
Exons: 4
Coding region: 1-1935 (644 amino acids)
Source: RefSeq, a predicted model, not a curated record
AUGUCUGUCGUUGAUAUUCCUGAAAAACAAAAAACAUUACAACAACCACUACAACCACAACAACCACUACAACCACAGCAGCCACAGCAGCCACAACAAUCACAACAACCACAGCAGCCACAACAACCACAACAAUCACAGCAGCCACAACAACCACAGCAGCCACAACAAUCACAACAACCACAGCAGCCACAACAAUCACAACAACCACAGCAGCCACAACAAUCACAACAACCACAGCAGCCACAACAACCACAACAACCACAGCAGCCACAACAAUUACAACUGCAACAAAGACAACCACAACAACUACAAUUAGUUACAGGAUGCGCCGACCUGCACCCAGCCAGCCACCAAUUGGAAGGCGCCAAAAUUAUCAGAGCCGGUAACAGACUGACAGCUGUUUGUAACGAAACCGGUCAAACUUACUACAUGGUAUGCCGGGAGAGAAAGUGGUUUGGCGUCACUGGUAGCUGCAGCGGCAACAGUGGCGAUGGUGGUAAUGGUGGCGACGUUUCUGGUAAAGUGGUGAAAGGUUUGAUUGGUGGUGGAAGGGGUGGUCUGUUAUUCUCUGAAGAUGACGGGGCGGUGCUAGCGGUCAUCAUUGGAGUUCUUGUCGGUAUGCUAAUUGGUGGAAUGCUACUCUGCCUCAUCAUCUUCGUCAAGAAGAGCGAUAGUAAUAGCUGUAACGCUAGUAGUAAAGAUACUACCGGUUGUCCUUUCACAUCGGACAACGAGGUAACUAAGUUGAGAAAAUUCUUGCCAAAGAAACAAGUGGCUAGCGGUUAUGACGAUUUCAGUGAUGUAAACUUCACUAAUUAUGAUAAUAAUUAUCACCAUGGUGAUGUGGAAGAUGGGGAUGAUUUAGUCCGCCCAAAACAUCAACCACCAAUUAUAUUACCGAAACCAGAUAUAACCGACAUCAAAAAGAACCGAUUUGUACUAACCGAUUUGACGAAAGAUAUCGGUUACGGUGGUACCAAGCACAUCUCUGUUUUCAAUAGCAACGCUGACGUCAUUACAGGUGAAAACGAUUUUGGCGGAAAAUUCGAAAAGUUUAAUUGUUGUACAUGCGUUGAUUGCGUCAGCGAGGUGCAGCAACAAUUGCUGCUCUUGAAGGAGACAUGUUGUUGCUGCAACUGUUGCGCAACGGCGAGCGACAAUGUUGCAGAGGAUGCAUCAUUGUCUAGCAACAAAGUUAAUUAUCAUCUGAACGCCGGCAGCAACAACAACAACAACAUCAACAACAACAUCAACAACAUCAACACCAACAACAACAUCAUCAACAACAACAACAAAUCAACAAUAGAGACAACAACGCCAAAUUUGACACACGAUACCAACAAUAUUGACGGGCCGGUAAAAAAUUCACAACUACCUUUUCGCUGCGACAGCCACACAUCAUCCUCGCCUGCUAAACCGCUCAGACAACUACACAAACGACAACAAUUACAACAAAAUUCACAACAACAACAGCAACAACAAAACUUUCAACAACAUCAACAGCGUGUUGAUCUUCUACUGCCCGUCUUGACAUCAACAAAGAGUUUUGUAGAAAUGAGCAAUAUAAACCCCAACAACGUCCAAAACAUCAACAAAAACAUCAGCCCCAGCUACAACAACAACUUAACUUUUUCAACUUUUAAAAGUAGCAACCCUACAAACUCAGCCAACAGUAGAGAAUCAUGGACGUCACACACAGCACAACAACAACAACAACAAAACGCUCCUCUCCAACAAAACUCACCAAGAAACCGCACAGUAACAUGCCCGCACUACGACAACAAAAACAAAAGCAACUAUGACGUAACUUCCGAUCAAAAGUCACGUGUCGUAGUUGUACUUCCGUUAUCUUCCAUGAAUGUAGAUGUGUCGGCGCUACCGGAAAAACCGGCUAAAUAUCCGUUUCUGGCCAGUGAUCCUCUGCUAAGUUAG